Messenger RNA from Drosophila novamexicana, 631 nucleotides. RefSeq names its product 40S ribosomal protein S14a. Gene Ontology annotation, cellular component: cytosolic small ribosomal subunit; ribosome. The coding region runs from base 14 to 469 and encodes 151 amino acids. Lineage: Eukaryota; Metazoa; Arthropoda; Insecta; Diptera; Drosophilidae. Gene Ontology annotation, molecular function: structural constituent of ribosome; mRNA 5'-UTR binding; small ribosomal subunit rRNA binding. Gene Ontology annotation, biological process: ribosomal small subunit assembly; maturation of SSU-rRNA from tricistronic rRNA transcript (SSU-rRNA, 5.8S rRNA, LSU-rRNA); translation. The record is from RefSeq and is a predicted model, not a curated record. The transcript is spliced from 2 exons.
UUGCUGACAGAAAAUGGCGCCCAGAAAGGCAAAAGUUCAAAAGGAGGAAGUUCAGGUGCAGCUUGGCCCACAAGUACGCGACGGCGAGAUCGUCUUUGGCGUUGCACACAUAUUCGCCAGCUUCAACGAUACAUUUGUCCAUGUCACCGACUUGUCUGGGCGUGAGACCAUCGCCCGUGUCACCGGCGGCAUGAAGGUGAAAGCCGAUCGUGAUGAGGCAUCUCCCUAUGCGGCUAUGUUGGCUGCUCAGGAUGUGGCUGAGAAGUGCAAGACCCUCGGCAUCACUGCUUUGCACAUUAAAUUGCGCGCAACCGGUGGCAACAAGACUAAGACACCCGGACCCGGUGCCCAGUCGGCGCUGCGCGCCCUUGCUCGUUCAUCAAUGAAAAUUGGUCGUAUCGAGGAUGUGACACCCAUCCCUUCGGACUCUACACGCAGGAAGGGUGGUCGUCGCGGUCGCCGUCUCUAAAGCGCUCCAGUGUACGGCACAUUUCGUGCUGUUUUGGUUUGUUAUGGAUGCCACACUAGCUGUGUGCGUUGAUGUAUAAACGAAAAGAAAAAUACAAAAGCGCUAACUCUAACAUAUAAAUAAAUACAUCUUAUAAUGUAGUAAUAAACGAUUUAAGCAUGA